AUGUCUCUGUAUCAUGAGACAGCCGAUAUAUUAUCGGCAACCCCAUCUACUGGCGGCAACUUGAAAACUCGCAUCUUUGGGAAGAAGGACCUAAAGUCUCCUCAGCAGCAAGUCUACGCCCUGGCUUUGGAAACUUGUAAAUGGAGUCCCGUGUUGAAAGAAGUCAUUGAUAAUUCGGACCUUUUGCGUUACGAGCGCAAGCUUAGCCCCUUGCUGGCUCUGCUGCUUGUCCAUGACUUCAUACUAUCUAAGAAAGGCAUUGCACUUCCUGCUAGUCACGGUCUCAGGGCCUCUAUUGAGCGGCAUAAAGCGCGCUUGAAUGCCGAGUUCACUAGGGCGCGUCUACGGAGGAAAGCUGGGUCUAUCGAAGUCCUUAGGGAGCAAGUAACCGCCGAUUUCUUAGGCGGGACAGCUGCUUAUCCACGAUGGGUGCGUGUGAAUGUCUUAAAGACUACCAUUGAGGAUCAGUUAGCAACCACUUUCGUUGCUUUCACUAGGGUUCUAAGCGUUGGUGAGGUCACGGCUGCUCCUGGGAAAUUCCUAUAUGUCGACGAGCAUAUCCCAAACCUGGUAGCUAUACCCCCUAGCUUUGAGAUCACCAAGACGACAGCAUAUACAUCUGGAGCUAUAAUAUUACAGGACAAAGCUUCUUGCUUUCCCGCAUAUCUACUGGACCCUCGCGCUGAAGAUGGCGACGUCAUUGAUUCUUGUUCGGCCCCUGGGAAUAAGACAACACAUCUUGCAGCCAUCGUACAUUCUCGGGUCCCAGAGAAGGAAGAAUGCAAUCAGACUGUAUAUGCAUUUGAGAAAGAUCCAAAGCGUUCGCGGACCCUAGAAAAGAUGGUAAAAAUAGCUGGCGCCAAGGAAAUAACGAGAAUGAGCUUCGGCCAGGAUUUCCUCAGGGUUGAUCCAAAUUCCGAACUGUUCGCAAACGUUGGUUGCUUGCUUCUAGAUCCCAGUUGUUCAGGUAGUGGUAUAGUUGGCAGAGAUGAAAUGCCCGCGAUAUACCUCCCUGACGUCCCAGGCGCGUUCAAAAAGCCGCUUCCUAACACAAACCGUAAGCGGAAGCGUGAUGACUCUGAGGCUGGUAAGAAUACGGUACAGCCGAUCAUGGUCGAUGACGAUGGGAAGGAAACGGUAGUUACCUCCGAGAAAGAAUUAGAGGCACGCUUAGAAGCACUAUCAUCAUUCCAACUUAUUCUACUACUUCACGCCUUCAAAUUUCCUGCUGCAAAGAAGAUCACUUACUCAACUUGCUCGAUCCACGCCCAGGAGAACGAGCAAGUUGUCCUGAAGGCUCUACAGUCCGACGUUGCCAAGGAAAGGGGCUGGCGCAUAUUACGGCGAGAUCGGCAAGUCCGAGGUCUACGCGAGUGGCCGGUUCGGGGAUCCGUUGAGGCGAGCGACGGAGAUUCCGAGGUUGCCGAGGCGUGUAUUAGAUCUUAUAAAGACGAUGGGCGGGGUGUCAUGGGAUUCUUCGUCGCUGGUUUUGUCCGCGAUGUGAAAUCUGCUUUCGAGGAUGGCGAUGGUCCUUAUAUUCGCGAUGAUAGUGGUCGCAUUAUUAGAGACAGUAUGGGUAUGCCGACGUAUAAGCCGGGGUAUGAUCCUAGUUCUACGGGGAGUUGUAAGAGGGUCGAUCAAUCUGUACAAGCUGAUGUCACUCGGCAUGGCGCGGACGACGGAGAGAAGGAAGAGGAAGAGGACGAGAGAGAAGAAGACUAUGAUAUGGAUUCUGAAACUGCAAGCGACUUGAGCAGCGACAAUAGUAGCCAAAGCGAUUCUGAUGAGGAGGAGUGGAAUGGUUUUGAUGAUCUAUGA
Messenger RNA from Daldinia childiae, 1818 nucleotides. Its product is annotated as 25S rRNA (cytosine-C(5))-methyltransferase rcm1. Gene Ontology annotation, biological process: rRNA base methylation. Lineage: Eukaryota; Fungi; Ascomycota; Sordariomycetes; Xylariales; Hypoxylaceae. Gene Ontology annotation, molecular function: methyltransferase activity. The transcript has 2 exons. The record is from RefSeq and is a predicted model, not a curated record. Gene Ontology annotation, cellular component: nucleolus. Bases 1 to 1818 code for a protein of 605 amino acids.